AUGAUCAGUUUUAGAUUUCGGAUCAAUCGUCAAACUGAUCCAAAACGUCAGUUUUCUAUUGAUCAGAGUGGUUCGUUACGAGUUGCUCAACGACUUGAUCGUGAAGAGAUUCCAAAAUAUAAUUUAGUAGUUGAGGCAUUUGAUUCAGCGGGUAAUGUUGGCUUUCAAACAAUUGAAAUUUAUGUUCAAGAUGUUAAUGAUAACGCACCCGUACCAUAUACGGUGCCUAAUCCAUGCGUAUUUAUGGAAAAUACUGAUCCCACAAUGCAGCCGAAAUGUGAAAUUCGGGCAUAUGAUCCAGAUACCAUUGAAAAUGGACCUCCAUUCAUGAUGAAACUAGCAUCAGAUUUCAAGUACGGAGCAUAUCUAAAUGUUGUAUACAAUAAAAAUGGUGACAAUGGCAAUGGUUCAAUGAUUGUCACCGCGAAGCAGCGAUUUGAUCGUGAAGCUGAAUUUCCUGGCAAACAAUUGGAAAUACCAAUAAUUCUGAAAGAUUCGGGAGGUUUACAAUCGGAGCGAUCAGUUUUCAUUAUUAUUGGAGAUGAGGUGCUUACUUUAUGCAACUUAUUUUUCAAAAGUAUGUAUUUUUUGCUUCAGAAUGAUAAUCCGAUGAAAGACGGUGAAAUGACAAUUUUUGUGAAUAGCUAUUUGGGGCAUCUCGAGAAAACAGUCAUUGGACGAGUGUAUGUAGAAGACAAAGAUGACUGGGAUCUACCUGAUAAAGUAUUCUCCUGGGCACCGGGUAAAUCCUUGCCUGGAUUCAGUCUUGCAUCUAAUGGAGAGAUUACAAUGGAUGCUGAAAUGCCUCCUCGAACUUAUCAAAUGACUGCUAAUGUGCUUGAUAAAAAACGUAAUGAGAAAGCGCAAGGUGUUGUAAAUGUGAUUAUAAAAAUAGUACCUGCUUCAGCCUUUGAAAAUCAGGGUGCAGUAAGAAUUAUGCUUUCACCUAAUGGCUUAGAUUCACCAGGAAGUUUUAUACGAGUGGAUUCCAGUGGUUCUAGUCCAAUGAGUCGAUUUGUGGAUAAAAUGAACGAGUAUUUAGAUGGUAGCUCAGAACUAGAUGUUUUCUCUAUUAAGCAAGAUCAAGCAGUACUGCAAAACUAUGCUCCAGCUGUCUUGGACGUUCGUUUUUCUGCCCAUGGCAGUCCGUACAAAAGUCCUGUCAUGCUAAAUGGCUUGAUUGCCCAGCAUAGGGCUGAGUUAGAGCAAGUUAUUGGUGCUACUAUUGUAUCAGCUGGUAUUGAUAUGUGUAAAUUUACAGUUUGUGAUAAAGGUUGUCAAACAGUCAACCACGCCAAUGAGCAAGGAAUUGUAGUAGCAGCAAAUGAAACCGUGGUAGUUGGAGUGAAUGCCUGGUCAAACGAUACGUGUAUCUGUCCAGUUUUCAUACCACCUUCUAGCUGUCAAGCGAACAUAUGUCUCAAUUCAGGUGUUUGCCAUAACACCUAUCCUGGAUUCUUUUGUGAAUGUCGCAAUACAGCACUUAAAGGUUCACGAUGUCAAGGCACUACACGUUCGUUUGAUGGUGAAGGAUUUGCUUGGUUCAAACCAGUCCCAGCUUGUACUUCAUUGAAUAUCACUUUGCAGUUUCUAACAAGACAGCCUGAUGGUUUACUGCUAUACAAUGGUCCGAUGGGAGAUAAUAAUGCAUUUGGUCAAGCGGAUUAUAAGGAUUAUGUUGUGAUCAGAUUGGUUGGUGGCCGUGUGCAAGCGGACCUUAUGUUCAACGGGAUUGUUGCUAAUCCUAUUCAACUUUCAAGCUCAGAUCCUCUUAACGAUGGCAAAUGGCAUACCGUUACAUUAAGUCAAAGCGGCAAAGUUAUUGAAUUGGUAAUUGAUCAGUGCUACACAAUAGUACCUAUCGGGAGAGGUGACAAAAUUUUCGGUGUAGACGAUUCAUCGUGUCGUCGUGUGAAAAUUACAGCUGAUGAUGAUGAGCGGUUGAAUGUUAUUGCACCUUUACAAGUUGGUGGAAUAGCCCAACUGUCCGAAAAUGACCACUAUCCAGCGAUAGUAACAGCUUUUACGACAAGCUUCCAAGGUUGUAUACGUAAUUUGGUAAUUAACAAUGAAAUGUACGAUUUGGGUGUUCCGGAUUACGCUAGUGAAAUUCAUUCACAAAUGGGUUGUCAACUUACGGAAGCAGUGUGUGGUGCUAAUGAUAUUAGUGGCCCAUAUUGUAUUCACGGUGAAUGUGUAGCUGAUUUAGUGGUAAGUAUUUCAAAUGUGCCAAAAUGCCAGUGUGAUCCGGGAUAUGGUGGCGAUCAAUGUGAAAUUGCAUUGGAAUGGGUAGAAUUUGGUCAGGGGUCAUUUGUAGAAUAUGAUGUAAAGGUUGGUUUAGAAGAUAAGACAACAGAUGUGGAUGUAUUAUUUUUACCGGGAAAAGCUAGUGCUGGCACAGGAGAACUUGGUUUUGCUGGUGCUGGUGAUAAGUAUGUUAGUACUUCGAUGGAAAAUCAUUUGCCUACUGCUAGAUUUGACUUUAGUUCAACGUCUGCUAGCACAUCUAGUACGCCAGUUGAAUUACAACUGAAUAAUUUACGCCUUCAAGACAAUAAUUCUUACUGGAUGCGAUUUUCAAGAAGUCCUGUUCGAGCCUCAUUAUCCAUUGAUGGAGUGUAUCACGAAGUAGUGCCUCUGAAUCCUCUUAAAGUUCCUUAUCAAUUUGAUAUUAAUGAACUGCUUCUUGGAGCCUUGAGCGUUCAAGGGGCAAAAGGUUUUAAAGGUUGUAUUGGCACAUUUCGUUGGCAACACAUUAAUUUGCCUUUAAUGAAAGACGACGAAUUCUCAGAUGACAAUAUCCAAAGUGAUAGUGACUCCAUCAUAUCAAUAAAGCAAUCAAAAAAUGUGCAAAGAGGUUGUUCACAACGGAAAACAUGUGCUAAUGUUGAUUUUGGAUACUGUGGUGGUUCAUUUGUUUGCAUGGAUUUUUGGAAAGGACCUUUCUGUACUUGUCCUGAAGGAGCUCAGGUAUUACUAGGAGUUAAUGGUGAAUUAGUUGGUUGCGGAGAAACAUUGGCAGUUAGCAGUCUUGGAAUUUCUAGCCCUGCAAUUAUACUCAUAUUAAUAUGCUUAAUAUUAUUAAUUAUGUUGGUUAUGUUAAUGGUAGUAUACACAAGGCAUCACACACCACCUUUCGAACCAAUUCGUCCAGAAGAACUUAAUCGUGAUAAUUUGAGACCUUAUGGUGUAGAAGGUGGUGGUGAAGCUGAUAAUGAUCAGUAUAAUAUCAGUAAUCUGCGCAAACCGGUCAUCCCAAUAGAAGAAAAUGGUAUUAAUGGCUAUACACAACCAGUAUAUCCAGCUCAAAGGCCAUCAAUCGGUAUUAAAUGGUUUUUUGAUGUAAAAUUAUCUGCCAAAUAUAUUCAAACUUUCAUUAUUUAUAUUGAAAAGUGGGGGCCACGUUUUAAUAAUUUAGCCGAUAUCUACGGCAAACGAGGAAAUUAA
Thelazia callipaeda (thelaziosis nematode) is the source of this 3447-nucleotide messenger RNA. The record is from the annotation of a GenBank genome assembly. Lineage: Eukaryota; Metazoa; Nematoda; Chromadorea; Rhabditida; Thelaziidae.